Perca flavescens (yellow perch) is the source of this 7579-nucleotide messenger RNA. RefSeq names its product ADP-ribosylation factor guanine nucleotide-exchange factor 2 (brefeldin A-inhibited) (gene arfgef2). The coding region runs from base 379 to 5952 and encodes 1857 amino acids. Gene Ontology annotation, molecular function: guanyl-nucleotide exchange factor activity. The transcript is spliced from 39 exons. Gene Ontology annotation, biological process: regulation of ARF protein signal transduction. The record is from RefSeq and is a predicted model, not a curated record. Lineage: Eukaryota; Metazoa; Chordata; Actinopteri; Perciformes; Percidae.
CUUUCUUUUCAUUGGGAGCGCUUGAUUUGCUACAGCGGUGAAACUGCGAACUGUUGCUCAACACGCCUAACUUUAGCCCGACACGUUUUACAACGUCGGCUGUAGCUGAUGUAUAGGCACCUUUGAGUUAAAUAUGAGACUAGUAUUUGACCCCAUCUGGGAUGUCACCUGCUCCUCAGGGUGCUGUUGCUGUUGUGAAAGCCCAGACAGCUGAGUAUCACGUGACAUGACGUGUAAGCAGCAUGGCGGCGCUGAGCUGAGGUAGCGACUUGACUGGAGUGACACAAGCCUGGCUUUCGUUAGCUUUCCGUCACCUGCUUACUCGCAGGGCCAGGCCGAAAUGACGGCCUGAGAGAGAAGCGGUAACGAGACCGAGAGAUGCAGCAACAACAACAACAACACCGGCCACCACAGCAGCUUCAGCUUCAGCAGCAGCAGCAUUCGAAGGCAGAAAACAGUAAAACCAAGAGCAUGUUUCUGUCUCGGGCGCUGGAGAAAAUCCUCUCGGAUAAGGAGGUGAAGAGGAGCCAGAACAGCCAGCUGCGCAAAGCCUGUCAAGUGGCCCUUGAUGAAAUCAAGGCAGAACUUGAAAAACAAAAGGAUGGUUCAGUGGUCCCACCCAGAGCCAACUACAUUGAGGCCGACAAAUAUGUGCUGCCCUUCGAGUUGGCCUGUCAGUCAAAGUCCCCCCGGAUAGUUAGCACCUCUUUGGACUGUCUGCAGAAGCUGAUCGCGUACGGCCACAUCACCGGCAACGCCCCGGACAGCAGAACCCCGGGCAAGAGGCUCAUCGACCGGCUGAUGGAAACCGUCUGCAACUGCUUCCAGGGCCCGCAGACCGACGAGGGAGUCCAGCUACAGAUCAUUAAGGCCCUGCUGACGGCGGUGACCUCCCCGCACAUAGAGAUCCACGAGGGCACGGUGCUCCUUACCGUCAGAACCUGCUACAACAUCUACCUGGCCAGCCGCAACCUCAUCAACCAGACCACCGCUAAGGCCACCCUCACACAGAUGCUCAAUGUUAUCUUCACACGCAUGGAAAACCAGGCUGCUCUGGAGGCUCAGGAGCAGGAGAAGGACCGGCUUCGUCUGCCCCAGCAGAACCCGUCCCCAGUCCCUGGUAAUCGGAGGUCCGGCUCCCCCCGGUCUGACCGGACACCUACUCCGGAGCUCCAGCACUCCCCGUCCCCGGCAGCCAGUUCUCCAGACCUCGCUACCACCAACCCCACCAGCUCCACGCCCCCACCGCCAGCCCCCGACCUGGACCAGGACCAAGCGGCAGACGCGCCAUCAAUCAAUGGAGAACCUGAGGGCGGCAACGCUCCGAUUAACGGAGGAGCAGAACAGAUCGCACCAUCCGGAAAUUCCGUUUUGGAAGAUCAAGAUGUAGAGACGCCUCCUACAGCAGCUGAGCCAGCUGAGGAAGGGGACAAACCAGAGAGCAAUCCAAAUCCGGCAGAGUCAGCAGCGACGGAAGGAGAGGAGGGAGAGCAACAGCCAACACAGAUACACAGCGGAGAUGAGCACCCAGCCCACCCUGUCGAUGAGCAGACAGAAGUGGCUCCCCCUGGAGUCAGAACAGAGGGUCAGCAUAUGAACGGCAUCAUUGAGGACCGCUCUUCUGUUUCCUCCACAGAUAUGCUGGAUGCUGAGGCCCUGCAGGGACCCCACGGCGCCGCUCGAUUCUCCCACAUCCUGCAGAAAGAUGCCUUUCUAGUGUUCCGCUCUCUGUGCAAACUCUCCAUGAAGCCUCUGGCUGAAGGACCUCCAGACCCAAAGUCCCAUGAGUUGCGGUCCAAGAUUGUCUCCCUGCAGCUGCUGCUGUCUGUGCUGCAGGGCGCCGGGCCGGUGUUCCGCACACACGAGAUGUUUGUCAACGCCAUCAAACAGUAUCUGUGCGUGGCACUGUCCAAAAAUGGCGUCUCCUCUGUGCCUGAGGUCUUUGAGCUCUCUCUGGCUAUCUUCCUCACCUUGCUCUCCCACUUCAAGGUCCACCUGAAGAUGCAGAUUGAGGUGUUUUUCCGGGAGAUCUUUCUGACCAUCCUGGAGACAUCGACCAGCUCCUUUGAGCACAAGUGGAUGGUUAUCCAGACACUAACACGCAUCUGUGCAGAUGCCCAGUGUGUGGUUGACAUCUACGUGAACUAUGACUGUGACUUGAAUGCAGCAAACAUCUUUGAGCGCCUUGUAAACGACCUGUCUAAGAUCGCUCAGGGCAGGAGUGGUCAGGAGCUUGGGAUGACUCCUCUGCAGGAACUGAGCCUACGUAAAAAGGGUUUGGAGUGCCUGGUGUCCAUCCUCAAAUGUAUGGUGGAGUGGAGCAAAGACAUGUAUGUCAAUCCAAACCUUCAAGCUAACCUUGGCCAGGAGCAUCCAUCAGAUAGUGAGGGAGGAGAGCUGAAGCUCCCAGAUCCACUGGCAGGACGUCGAGACAGCAUCAGUUCGCUAGACUCCACCGUCUCCUCCAUCGCCGCGGUUUCCCAGGCAGACCACCCGGAGCAGUACGAGGUUAUCAAACAGCAGAAAGACAUCAUCGAGCAUGGCAUCGAACUUUUCAACAAGAAGCCAAAGCGAGGUAUCCAGUACCUGCAGGACCAGGGCAUGCUGGGUUCCACAGCCGAGGACAUCGCCCAGUUCCUACACCAGGAGGACCGGCUGGACACUACCCAGGUGGGAGAGUUCGUGGGCGAGAACAUCAAGUUCAACAAAGAAGUGAUGUACAGUUAUGUGGACCAGUUGGACUUUUGCGGGCGGGACUUUGUCUCGGCACUCCGAGCGUUCCUGGAAGGCUUCAGGCUGCCUGGUGAGGCCCAGAAGAUUGACAGGCUGAUGGAGAAGUUUGCUGCUCGAUACUUGGAGUGCAACCAGGGCCAGACUCUGUUUGCCAGUGCAGAUACUGCCUACGUGCUGGCAUACUCCAUCAUUAUGCUCACCACAGACCUGCACAGUCCUCAGGUGAAGAACAAGAUGACAAAGGAGCAGUACAUCAAGAUGAAUCGCGGUAUUAACGACAGUAAGGACCUCCCUGAAGAGUAUCUAUCUUCCAUUUACGAUGAGAUCGCAGGCAAGAAGAUUGCCAUGAAGGAGAGCAAAGAGUACUCAAUCACCCCAAAGUCCACCAAGCAGAGUGUACCCAGUGAGAAGCAGCGGCGUCUGCUGUACAACAUGGAGAUGGAGCAGAUGGCGAAGACCGCUAAAGCUCUGAUGGAGGCUGUCAGCCACGCUCAGGCUCCCUUCUUCAGCGCUACACACCUGGAGCAUGUCAGGCCCAUGUUCAAGCUGGCGUGGACCCCCUUGCUGGCAGCGUUCAGCGUGGGACUGCAGGACUGCGACGACCCAGAGGUGGCUUCACUGUGUCUGGAGGGCAUUCGAUGUGCCAUCAGGAUCGCCUGCAUCUUCAGCAUGCAGUUGGAGCGAGACGCAUACGUCCAAGCCUUGGCCAGAUUCACCCUGCUGACGGCCAGUUCCAGCAUCACAGAGAUGAAGCAGAAGAACAUUGACACCAUCAAGACCCUGAUCACUGUGGCCCACACGGACGGAAACUACCUGGGCAACUCAUGGCAUGAGAUCUUGAGGUGCAUCAGUCAGCUGGAGCUCGCCCAGUUGAUUGGCACAGGGGUGAAGACGCGCUACAUCUCAGGGGUGGUCCGGGACAAGGAGGCUGGCAUCAAGGGCUUACCCUCUGGCACAGAGGAGUUCAUGCCCCUGGGCCUGGGUAACCUGGUGGGAAGUCAAGACAAGAGACAGAUGGCUCACAUCCAGGAGUCAGUAGGAGAGACCAGCUCUCAGAGUGUGGUGGUAGCUGUGGACAGGAUCUUCACUGGUUCAACCAGACUAGAUGGAAAUGCAAUUGUGGACUUUGUGCGGUGGCUGUGCGCGGUGUCCAUGGAUGAGCUGGCCUCAGCACACCAGGCGAGGAUGUUCAGCUUGCAAAAGAUUGUGGAAAUCUCCUACUAUAACAUGAACCGCAUCAGGCUGCAGUGGUCUCGAAUUUGGCAGGUCAUAGGAGACCACUUCAACAAGGUGGGCUGUAACCCCAAUGAGGAUGUAGCCAUAUUUGCUGUGGACUCACUCAGGCAGCUCUCCAUGAAGUUCUUGGAGAAAGGAGAGCUGGCCAACUUCCGCUUCCAGAAAGACUUCCUCAGGCCUUUUGAGCACAUCAUGAAGAAGAACAGGUCCCCCACAAUAAGAGACAUGGUGAUCAGGUGUGUGGCUCAGAUGGUGAACUCCCAGGCGGCCAACAUCCGUUCAGGUUGGAAGAACAUCUUCUCAGUGUUUCACCAGGCAGCCUCCGACCACGAUGAGACCAUAGUGGAGCUCGCCUUCCAGACCACUGGGCACAUUGUCAUGAGCACCUUCCAGCAGCACUUUGCAGCCGCUAUUGAUUCGUUCCAAGAUGCAGUGAAGUGCCUGUCUGAGUUUGUGUGCAACGCAGCUUUUCCUGACACCAGCAUGGAGGCUAUCCGACUCAUACGCCACUGCGCUAAAUACGUCUCAGAAAGGCCACAGGCCCUGAGGGAAUACACCAGUGAUGACAUGAAUGUUGCCCCCGGUGAUCGGGUGUGGGUUCGCGGCUGGUUUCCCAUUCUGUUUGAGCUCUCCUGUAUCAUCAACCGCUGCAAGCUAGACGUCCGGACCAGAGGUCUCACAGUCAUGUUUGAGAUCAUGAAGAGCUACGGUCAAACUUUCGAGAAGCAUUGGUGGCACGACCUCUUCAGGAUCGUCUUCCGCAUCUUUGACAAUAUGAAGCUCCCCGAGCAGCAGACAGAGAAACACGAGUGGAUGACGACAACAUGUAACCAUGCUCUGUAUGCCAUCUGUGACGUGUUCACCCAGUUUUAUCAGCCUCUCAGCGAAAUCCUGCUGGUUGACAUUUUCACACAGCUACAGUGGUGUGUCAGGCAAGACAACGAGCAGCUGGCUCGGUCGGGGACUAACUGUCUGGAGAACCUGGUGAUUCUGAACGGGGAGAAGUUCAGCCCCGAGGUCUGGAACAUCACCUGCUCCUGUAUGCUGGAAAUCUUCCAAAACACCAGCCCUCACGCUUUAUUGACUUGGCGACCAGCUGGACAGGAAGAGGAAACCACAGAUGGAAAACAUUUUGACGCAGAUUUUGACAACCUGUCCCAGAGCAGCUACGACAGAGCUAUGUCUGAGAGAGGACACAGCCAGAUGUCCAGCGACGACACCUGGAAGGGCAAGUCCAAUGCUAGAGUUUCAGACCAGAAGCUGUUUGCAGGGCUGCUGAUUAAAUGCGUGGUACAGCUUGAACUAAUCCAGACCAUAGACAACAUUGUCUUUUACCCAUCCACCAGCAAGAAGGAGGAUGCUGAGAACAUGGCUGCUGCACAGCGAGAUGCUCUGGAAGAGUCGGAGGCUGAGGCAGGCGAGGCGGGUUCAGAUCAAGGUAUGUACAGACACAUGACCUCUGCACACCUCUUCAAGCUGCUGGACUGUCUGCUGGAGUCACACACCUUCGCCAAGGACUUCAACUCCAACAACGAACAGAGGACAGCACUCUGGAGGGCAGGCUUUAAAGGGAAGUCCAAGCCCAACUUGUUGAAGCAGGAGACCAGCAGUCUUGCCUGCAGCCUGAGAAUCUUGUUCAGGAUGUACUCUGACCUUCAGCUGCAGGACUCAUGGCCUGACAUCCAGACACGCCUGCUGCUGGUGUGUAGUGAAGCUCUGGCCUACUUCAUCAGUCUGACCUCAGAGAGCCACAGAGAGGCCUGGAACAGCCUGCUGAUGCUGCUGCUCACCAGGACGCUACGGCUGCCCGAUGACAAGUUCAAGCCCCAUGCUUCCUUCUACUACCCCCACCUGUGUGAAAUGAUGCAGUUUGACCUGAUCCCCGAACUGCGGGCCGUCCUCAGGCGCUUCUUCCUGCGCAUCGGCUCAGUCUUCCACAUCGCUGCCCCCGAGGGGACGCCUGUCCGGACUGCCACGUCCUAGAACGAGUGGGUGCACGAGUUCGGGUGAAGACAUGGAGAUGAUGGGCGGACGUUGUCGACAAAUAAAGAGACUUUCCCCCCCUCCCCCUUCUUUUGGACUGAGAGAGACUACAGAGGAACCGCAAUGUCAGGAGGAGGUUGACAAGGAGACUGUAGCUUUUCCGUCUCAGUUCAGGAGUCUGUAUUAAAGUGUUGAGCUUUCUACUGCACUCAGCUUGUAGAAAAGUCUUUACCCUGUCCUUCCUCUCUUCUUUCUCUCGGGGAUGAACAGCACUGUGACCAGCACACUCUGCUGACUGUUGUCAUUCAUCAUCCCCCUGACUCUCAUCUCAAACAGUAAUGACAAGAAAAGAACUGUAAACAAAUAAUUUAUUGAUAUUGUAUCUGAUUUUGAUGGUUUGGUUUUCUGUUUUUUAAUACUUAACCACAGAAGUAUGUCUACAUACUGAAAGCAAAUGAACAAUACCAUUGAAUUCGAUGAACCUUACAUUUGCGGCUUUUGCGAAAACCUAUUGGCCAACUGUGCCUGUUAGAAAACAAUGACACCUUCGGUCUCACACUUAUUUUGAGUUUGGGGAUCUAAUCGAAAUAUGUUGUAAUUUCUGAACCCUCACGUGUCGAUGCCCAUCCUAAAGCAUUGUUUGUCACUUUAAUGUUCAUGUUCCCUCCUACGUCUGUGUUAUUUGGUAGCGGGCUGUUGCCGUUUGUAAAGAGACUGAAACGCCCUGCUGCAGGUGAAAACAAUCUGCAUCUCUUACAACACUAUCGAAGAUCUAAUGCAGCUUGGUUUGAGAAGUCUCUGCUCUCUGUGACACGACCGUUCUGUUAUCUUUAGAAUUCCUUGUCCGUGAGAUUUAACUUAUUUAUUUUUCCCACUCGCUUUAAUUUCUUUUUAUGAUUAUUUUUUCACAAUGAUUGCUGGUUUACAAUGAAAGGUUGGUUAAAAGACUACUUCCCUCUGUCAUGCAUUCCUUUGUGUGUUGAUCCAGUAAGCCUUACACUAAAGGACUUAAAACGGAGUCAAUUCCUCCUGGCUGUAGAAUUACAGCUGGCUUUAAAACCCCUCCACUAAUCCAUCAAUUGGCCCCAAAAGGUGACAGUGGUUGUCCAUCUCCCACCCUCUUUUGCACAUCUGUUGCCGACAGUUAGCUCAUGUAUUAACACCACCCAGUGUUUCAACUUGGUGUGGAUGGUUGGGACGCCCAUCAGUGUUGUGUCACAUUCAACAGCAGAGUUGAACCACAGAACGGUUCAGGAACAGAGCAAGACCAAAACUCUUAUCUACAGAGAUACUGGAAUCUCUGGAUCAUUUGCAGUCUAUUCCAUGCCUUUUUUUCUUUUCUUUUUUUUGAAAGAAGGAUGUAUGUAAUUAUUUAAAGUGCAUUUAAAUAUUUUUGAGAAGCAUUCCUUCCCUCGCAACUAUGGAUGUCUACUUCCCUGAAACUAGGGAAUAUAUAAAUAUAUAUAUAUAUAUAUAUACAGUAAAUGGGAAAAAAAGCAGACUGUAAAGUUUUCAAUGUAAGAUAUAGAAAUGAAAGUGCUAUAUGGUUCUAUACACAAUAUUGUGAUGUAAUCUUCCAAACAUUUGGUGACCUAAUCAAUAAACCUGAAUUCUGAUCCACUAGUGA